AAUAAAGCUUGUCCAAGCUUUAGCAACAGCUCAAAAUAUAUUCCUGUAGCAUAGCAUAGCAUGUAGUCCAUCCUGUUAGCAUCAUCUUUACCCAUCAGUAAACACAUGAAAUGAUCAAAAUCAUCAACAGAAUUAUUGUUUGCUCUGUCCCUAAUUGUGCCAGACCUGUAAAACCUUUUGUCCAUGUCCAUUGGAAGGCUUGGAUUUUCAUCCAGCAGCAGCUUAGCAAGAAGGCUCACACUGGUUCCAAUGUCCAAAAACCCCGAUCAUGGAACACCUGUUUGGGUGAAAACCUCUUAUAGAGCAGAGCUUUUCUGGAUUCCUGAACUGUUCCUGUCUGCUCUGUCUUCCCCUGACCUGGAUUGGCUUCCUGCAACUUCUCCGAGGCUGCAGCAUCAGGGACACUCCGGGCGCCGCACGCCGCCUCUUGUUGUCAGCCCAUCGACUGGAUCGCACAUAAAUAAUCUUAAUACUAAAUUAAAGUUUUAUUUUUCCUAAGAAAUGUUUCAAAAUGAUGUAGGAGCCAUUAGCUGGCACAGGUUUCUUGAUGUCACAACUGGAAGCUUUGGGAUUAUUUCUUAUAUAAAGUUGUUUUAAAACCUUUUUUCAUCCUAAGAAAAUGCAGCAGCACCUAGAGCCAACAGCAGUAUCUGGCAUGCCAUUUUAGAAAAAUGGUAUAUGUUAGGAAAACUGGCAUGUGCCAGUUGAGAAGUGGCAUAUAAAGUGUGGAGGUCAAGAAAUCACACCAUUGGCUAAUAUGAAUCCUGAACCUUUGCUUUCCCAAAAACUGAUUAUUUUCCAGAGUGAAUGCAUCUCGGUACAUGUGGGCCAGGCGGGGGUCCAGAUCGGGGAACGCUGCUGGGAGCUCUACUGCCUGGAGCACGGUAUCCUGCCAAACGGAGAAAUGUCCAGUGACACAACCCCCGAAAGAGGAAAUGACUUGUCCGGCAGUUUCUUCAGUGAGAAUGGACAAGGGAAGCACACCGCCAGAGCAGUGUUUGUGGACCUGGAGCCCACCGUCAUCGAUCAAGUGCGUACCGGAAGCUUACGGCAGCUGUUCCACCCUGAGCAGCUAAUAUCUGGGAAGGAGGACGCCGCCCACAACUACGCCCGCGGGCACAACACCACUGGGAAAGAGAUCAUUGAGUUAGUUAUGGAGAGAGUUCGUAAGCUGACGGACCAGUGCUGCGGACUCUCUGGCUUCCUGCUGUUCCACAGCUUCGGGGGGGGGACCGGCUCUGGGUUUGGCUCACUGGUGAUGGAACGCCUGGCUGUAAAUUAUGGUAAGAAGGCCAGGCUGGAGUUCUCCAUCUACCCGGCCCCCAAUUUAUCUACGGCUGUGGUGGAACCCUACAAUACCGUUCUGGCCACCCACACCAUGAGAGACUACUCAGACUGCACCUUCAUGAUGGACAAUGAGGCUAUCUACGAAAUCUGCCGCAGCAAGUUGGAUAUUGAGCGUCCCACCUAUACCAACCUGAACCGUCUGAUCAGCCAGGUUGUGUCCUCCAUCAAUGCGUCGCUCCGCUUCAGGGGCAUUUUGAACGUAAGCCCGGUGGAUUUUCAGACCAACCUGGUGCCAUACCCUUGGCUCCACUUUCUGCUUUCCAGCUAUGCUCCAAUCAUCUCCACGGAGAAGGCGUGCUUUGAGCAGCUCACUGUGACUGAGCUCACCAAUGCCUGCUUUGAGCCAGCCAAUCACAUGGUGAAGUGCGACCUCUCCAAAGGGAUGUACAUGGCCGGCUGCCUGCUGUACAGAGGUGACGUGGUGUCCGGAGAUGUCAAUGCCGCCAUCUCCAACAUCAAGACCAACCGCAGCAUCCAGUUUGUGGACUGGACUCCCAACGAAUUUAAGGUGGGCAUCAACUGCCAGCCCCCCAGCAUGUUCCCUGCAGGAGACCUGGCCAAGGUGCAGAGGGCUGCCUGCUUGCUGAGCAACACCACGGCCAUUCGUGAGACCUGGGCACGGCUCGCUUACAAGUUUGACCUCAUGUUCGCCAAGAGGGCCUUCGUCCACUGGUAUGUGGCAGAAGGCAUGGAAGAGGGAGAGUUCCACGAGGCCAGAGAGGUCCUGGCUACUUUGGAGAAGCAUUACAAGGAGGUGGGUCGUAUAAACGAACUGCUGGGCACCAACAAAGAAGAAGAGGAAGAAAAUGAAUACUAGAGGGACAGGCAUAUAUUUGUUCGCAACUUCCUUCUCUUUGUCAGCCUGGAUGAUUGGUGUUCCUAUGGGUUUCUUUAUUCAUCUAGAUCUCUAAUUAAAAUUUUCUAGCAUUAAUACUUUAUGUUUUUUCCCCCUGAAAUCCUUCUGGUUGGUGAUGUAAUGAUGUCUGAUGCCGAGUUCGAAUUCAGAGGCUACAUCCUCCCGAAGGCCAGAUUGCUAUGCCAAUUAGUGCAGCAUAUUGGCGCGGCACCAUAGCAGGGCGUCAUAGCGCAAUGUCAUAGCGCAGCGCUGAGGUCUGUUGGGAUUGAAAGACUCCUCCUUACGCAGCUGACAAAAGUGUCCUUCUUUUUGCCCGUUUUGAAGGGCGGGUUCGGCGUAUCCAACGUAGCAUUGGAUCUCCCGUGAUUCAUUGCCAGUCCAAGCAAGCCGGCUGCUCCGUGCUCAGAGGAUAAAGGUACUUGGUGCCGAACAAUGGUGAAUAAUAGAAG
This is a messenger RNA of Cyprinodon variegatus (sheepshead minnow), 2652 nucleotides long. Its product is annotated as tubulin alpha chain-like. Gene Ontology annotation, cellular component: microtubule; cytoplasm. Gene Ontology annotation, molecular function: GTP binding; structural constituent of cytoskeleton. The record is from RefSeq and is a predicted model, not a curated record. Gene Ontology annotation, biological process: microtubule cytoskeleton organization; mitotic cell cycle. The transcript is spliced from 3 exons. Lineage: Eukaryota; Metazoa; Chordata; Actinopteri; Cyprinodontiformes; Cyprinodontidae. Bases 758 to 2164 code for a protein of 468 amino acids.